AUGUCGGCGCUGGCGGCGAAUCCCAACAACCCCGUGGUUUUCUUCGAUGUCACCAUCGGCGGGCAGGAGGUCGGCCGCAUGAAGAUCGAGCUGUUCGCAGAUGUUGUGCCCAAAACAGCUGAGAACUUCAGGCAGUUUUGUACAGGUGAAUUCAGGAAAGAUGGUGUCCCUAUAGGUUAUAAAGGAAGCACUUUCCACAGGGUAAUAAAGGAUUUCAUGAUCCAAGGAGGUGACUUCGUAAAUGGAGAUGGCACUGGUGUAGCCAGUAUAUAUAGGGGUCCUUUUGCAGAUGAAAACUUCAAGCUGAAACACUCUGCUCCUGGGCUUCUUUCUAUGGCAAACAGUGGUCCGAGUACCAACGGCUGCCAGUUCUUCAUCACGUGCUCCAAGUGUGAUUGGUUGGAUGGGAAACACGUUGUGUUUGGUAAAAUUGUCGAUGGGCUGUUGGUCAUGAGAAAAAUUGAAAAUGUGCCUACGGGUCCCAAUAACAAACCCAAGUUGCCAGUUGUGAUUUCUCAGUGUGGGGAAAUGUGAAGCAAGGAAAGAGCAAUGUGUGUUCCUUUGCUGGUGAUUAGGCCUGUGCUGACUCCAUGCAAUUCCAAUUCCAGCCAGAUCACCCACUGCCCUAGAUUUCUCCACAGGCCAGAUCCAUGCUCUCAAGGUUCUCCUGAAAUUAUUUAAUAAUGGGCAUCCUUUUUUUAAAACAUUUUGAAAUGUAAAUAAAGAUUUUUUUUUAAACAUG
Molecule: messenger RNA, 742 nt
Organism: Cinclus cinclus
Lineage: Eukaryota; Metazoa; Chordata; Aves; Passeriformes; Cinclidae
Gene: PPIH
Product: peptidylprolyl isomerase H
Exons: 10
Coding region: 1-534 (177 amino acids)
Biological process (GO): protein peptidyl-prolyl isomerization; protein folding
Cellular component (GO): intracellular membrane-bounded organelle
Molecular function (GO): peptidyl-prolyl cis-trans isomerase activity
Source: RefSeq, a predicted model, not a curated record